Molecule: messenger RNA, 1713 nt
Organism: Kluyveromyces marxianus DMKU3-1042
Lineage: Eukaryota; Fungi; Ascomycota; Saccharomycetes; Saccharomycetales; Saccharomycetaceae
Gene: ALG11
Product: alpha-1,2-mannosyltransferase ALG11
Exons: 1
Coding region: 1-1713 (570 amino acids)
Biological process (GO): protein N-linked glycosylation
Cellular component (GO): endoplasmic reticulum membrane
Molecular function (GO): GDP-Man:Man(3)GlcNAc(2)-PP-Dol alpha-1,2-mannosyltransferase activity
Source: RefSeq, a predicted model, not a curated record
AUGAUGAGCCUUGCAAAAUUCAUCACUUUUUUCCUUGGCUUACUGCUAUUUCUGCUAGUUUCUCUUCGGGUACUAUCGGAAUUCAUACCAAGUCUACUGGUAUCGUUACCCCCAAAGCUCAGGUUACGUGUCAACAAUUCAUUGCUCAGAUGCUCUAAUAAUUUGAAUAGAAUACCAGUUCUAAACUUUGGUUGGAAAAAUGCUUCCGUGAGGAGAGCCUUUGUAUUAGCUGCCAUUAGACCUUCAGAUUACACGAAUAAAAUUUAUGGAGAUAGAGUGGCCAUCUCUUACUAUGAUAGAAAGGAUAGAGAAUCCUUUGUUGGAAAACUAGGACAAGAAACGAAGAGAAAGAUAUUUGGAUUCUUCCAUCCGUACUGUAAUGCUGGUGGCGGAGGAGAGAAAGUACUAUGGAAGGCUGUUGAAUCAACAUUAAACCAUGAUGAGAAUAACAUUUGCGUAAUAUAUACUGGUGAUAAUGACGUCAGUGGGAUAGAUAUCUUAAAAAGUGUUGAAAGAAGGUUUGAAUAUAGAUUAGAUUCUAAUAGAAUUGUCUUCAUCUUCCUCACGAAAAGAAACCUUGUAGAAGCAAAAAGAUGGCCGAAAUUUACAUUAUUGGGACAAGCAAUAGGGUCUAUUAUUUUAUCCAUCGAAGCUUUAUCAAUUUUAACACCAGAUUACUGGGUCGAAACCAUGGGAUAUCCCUUUGGAUAUCCAUUUGUUUCAUGGUUCGCAAAUAUUCCAAUCAUAACGUAUACUCACUACCCCGUCAUAUCGACAGAUAUGCUAAAUAAAUUGAAAAAUAUGAGUGGAUUCAGAACAAAUAUCAAACUCAACAUCAAAUACUUGUAUUGGAAGAUGUUCAUGUUAAUAUACAGAUUUGCGGGCUCUUUCGUUGAUAUUGCAACAACAAAUUCAACUUGGACUUAUAACCAUAUCAAGUCAAUUUGGCCCAGUACAAGAAAUAUUCAGAUUAUAUACCCACCAUGUUCUACGGAAUCGUUGAUCGAGGGUAGUAAUAAGAUUGAUAAUAAGGACAGAAAAAACCAAAUUGUUGCUAUAGCACAGUUCAGGCCAGAAAAGAGACACGAUCUUAUCUUGUCGUCAUUCUCAAGCUUUAUCAAAACAAACGAUAAUAAGUUAUCGGUACCGAAAUUAAUUUUAAUUGGUUCUACAAGAAACCAGUCAGAUAGAGAUUUUGUUGAAUCUCUGAAGAAGUUUGCUUUUGAAGAAUUGAAGAUCCUUCCUGAAUACCUAGAAUUCAAGACUGAUUGUAAAUAUGAAGAUAUGAAGAAUAUCUUAUAUUCUUCUUGGUUUGGGAUCAAUGCAAUGUGGAAUGAACACUUCGGCAUUGCAGUAGUUGAAUAUAUGGCAAGUGGCUUGAUCCCAUUAUGUCAUGCUUCUGCAGGUCCUUUAUAUGAUAUCGUUGUGCCAUGGGAUGACAAGAAGAAUGAGCAAACAAAAGAUGAGGCAAAAUAUACCGGUUUAUUCUUUAAAGAUAAAAGCGAUCCUGACUUUUCUUCAAAAGAUGCAUCAAAAUACAGUACUCUCUCAGAUCUUUUCGCAGAAGCUGCAAAAUUAGGUCUCUCUGAAAGAAUUGAGGUGUCGAAAAGAGGCAAGCAGUGCGCUCUAACCAAAUUUUCAGAUGCUAAAUUUGAAAAAUCGUGGCACGCAGUGCUUGAUGAGAUUAAAACCAUUCAAUCUUUAAAUGUUUGA